Molecule: messenger RNA, 4238 nt
Organism: Leucoraja erinaceus (little skate)
Lineage: Eukaryota; Metazoa; Chordata; Chondrichthyes; Rajiformes; Rajidae
Gene: l3mbtl1
Product: L3MBTL histone methyl-lysine binding protein 1
Biological process (GO): regulation of DNA-templated transcription
Cellular component (GO): nucleus
Molecular function (GO): zinc ion binding; protein binding
Source: RefSeq, a predicted model, not a curated record
AAAGGAUGCAACGGUAUCCUCACGCCAGGCCAAAUCAAGCUUUAAAAAGCAAACGCAAUAAUGGUGAAAGCAGUAAACUUGUCCAAAAUACAGAAGUGUGUGUAGUAAGGGGCAGUGGGAGCGGUACACAUGCGCACCGCUAGCGCCUGGUCACACAGGCUGGACGACAGUCAGCAUUACAUUGGCAAGAAACCUCAUCAUUUUCAGCAAGCAAACGAAGAUCACAUACUCGUUUAUUUUAAAAAGCAGCACCUGCAUCCACCCAUCCAAGUCAGCAACGCCUGCCUGUCUCUCCCUCUCAAUCAAUGCAUCUCUGCAUCGCGACGUCAUUAUUUUAACCAUAAAUAAGCAUAUAUCUAUCUGCAUCUGGUCCAGAAACGGGUGUUUGCACCGCAGGCAUCUCAUUCAGCGCUGCCCGAGGAGGAUGCGGUGUCGAUCCGUCAUUUGGAUUCCUUCUUCGUUGCUGGUGACUUUUCGCUUGAUGCGUCUCCUGUCGUGAAUUGGGGACACCGACCGUUCAGAGCUUGGCUGGCGGCGCAUCCUUCAUGUACAUGAAGCCAAGUGAAAUACAUGUUUCCCAGUUAAUAUCACUGGCCAGCCCCUGCCUGCCCGACAGCACCGCCAUUUUGGUUCAGUGGCAAUCAGAGGUAAUCGUAUUUAGAAUGAACAGCGGAGUGGGAUUGGAAGACCUGCCCAGCGAUGCAAGACCACCCAGUCAAGGUAGUCUACACGAGGUAACUGGCAACAGUCUCACUCAGACCACCCACCUGCCAACCAAAGCCUUCAUUAUUCCAGCAGCGAAUCUUCGAAAACCUCGGAGUUUCUCCAGAGAAAGCCAGACCAUUUCUCUGCCGGUCAAAGCUGAGCCGUCGGACAGCCCAGUGCCGGCGACUGCAACCAUCAGCCCUCAGAUCAGCGGCACGCACAACUGUGACGUGGUCAGCGUCCUGGAGUGGAAAGAUGGCAUUGCCACCUUGCCUGGGAGCAACCUGAAGUUCCGACUGAAUGAGUUUGGAGUUCUGGAAGUUGUCGGCACAGAAGGCAUCGUGACGAAAUCAGUGACCAGAAUCUCCCGGGUGACCACAGUGGAGGCUGUGAGUGACACUUGCAGUGAGGAGGCAGGAUGGAAUGCCACCACUGCUCAUCAAUUGAAACAGAUGACGGUGUCGUACAGGAGGGAGGCUAUGGGACGUUGCCGCUGCUGCAUGAACUGUGGCCACACCUACAUGGCAAGAGAGGUCAGAGGCAGCAGCAGGUUCUGCAGUGAUCAUUGUCUGCACCAGUUCAAAGACAAGUCGCUGCGGAUGGGGAGUGUAGCGGUGAAGAGGAGUGCGGGGGCCAUACUGAAACGGGUGAAGAAACGGAAGAGGAAAGUGUGCCUGAGCCCCAGUUCAGAAUCCAAUGAGGAGUACAGAUAUGAAUCGACCGAACUGGAGCAAGCGGAGGAGAGGAACAAAGACUCUACAAGUGUCAGGGGACAUCUGAUGGAUGGCAACCGUUACACAGACUUCAGGCAGCAACACCCGGAUCAACACAACCUCACUUUCCCUGGCCAGGCUGUUUCUGUGGUUGGAAAGAACAAACUCUCGUCAUGGGCUUUGUACCUAGAAGAGGAAAAGUCUCUUGCUGCUCCUGUCAAACUGUUCCGAGAGUACCAGUCGUAUCCGCUGACUAGGAAUGCGUUCAAAGUCGGCAUGAAGUUGGAGGGCAUCGAUCCUACUCACCCAUCCAUGUACUUUGUACUCACCGUGUUUGAGGUCUGUGGUUAUCGGGUGCGGCUCCACUUUGACGGAUAUUCUGAAGGUCAUGAUUUCUGGGUGAACGCUGAUAGCCCAGACAUCCAUCCUGCGGGCUGGUGUGAGAAGACAGGUCACCGCUUGUAUCUGCCCAGAGGCUACAAGGAUGGAGAAUUCAGCUGGCCAACUUACCUGCGGGUCACCAAGUCACAGGCUGCUGCCAAACAUCUCUUCAUCAGUCAAAACACAGCAGUCCUGCCCCUGGGAUUCCGUGUUGGGAUGAAGCUGGAGGCAGUGGAUCGGAUGAACCCAUCGCUGAUCUGUGUGGCCACAGUGACAGACAUUGUGGACAGCAGGUUUCUGGUGCACUUCGACAACUGGGACGACACCUAUGAUUACUGGUGUGACGCUAGCAGUCCCUACAUCCAUCCUGUGGGCUGGUGCCAGCAACAUGGAAAACCCCUGACUCCUCCGCAAGGUUACCUCCAGCCCGAGCAGUUUGCCUGGGACAGAUACCUGGAGGAGACUGGAUCCACUGCUGCCCCUGCUCGUGCAUUUAAAACACGGCCACUGCACACCUUCCAGAUCAACAUGAAGCUGGAAGCUGUUGACCGGCGUAAUCCUAGGCUGGUGCGUGUGGCCACUGUUGUAGAUGUUGAUGAUGAUCACAGGUUAAAGAUCAGCUUUGACGGAUGCAACCAUGCGUACAGCUACUGGGUGGACACUGAUGAUGCAGAUCUACACCCAGCAGACUGGUGUCACAAGACGGGACAUGUACUCCACCACCCAGUCAAAUCUACAGAUUCCGUAGCCGAUCCCGGGCUGAAGCGCUGCCCACCACCGGUGUGGAAGAGUAUCGGUCACGGCAAAGGGUCAAAGUACACCACUCAUCACCGGAAGUGCCCCACACCGGGCUGCGAUGGCUCAGGCCACGUCACUGGGAAAUUCAUUGGCCACCACCGGUUGUCAGGCUGCCCACUGGCCGAGAAGAAUCAAGCCAAGAUAAAGUUGGAUCUGUCGAACGCUGAGGGGUCAUCUCGAAAAAGAGAUUUCUUGUCAUUUGGACGAAGAAAGAAAUCAAGACAUCGCGGGAGAAUUGGCCGGCCUCCCAAGUACCACAAACUCCAGCAAGACGAGUUGAAAGUCAGCUUUCAAACUCGUUCACUGUCCGUGUGUUGGGAACAACACUGCAAGCUGCUUCCAGGUGUCGCUGGGAUCAGUGCCAACAAGGUGGCCAAAUGGACCAUCGAGGAGGUGGGAAACUUUGUUCAGAAACUUACUGGUUGUGAACAGCAGGCAAAGCACUUCAAAGAGGAGUCGAUCGAUGGCGAAGCUUUUCUUCUGUUAACGCAAGUAGAUAUAGUGAAGAUUAUGUGUAUUAAACUUGGCCCAGCUUUGAAGAUUUAUAACUCUAUCCUUAUGUUCAAAAACGCAGACGACAGCAGUGUGAACUCAAGUUCUACAUAAUCCUAUAAGUAAAACUGCUAGGGAAACGCAGAAAACUCUGUGUUAUUAUCAUUGUUGUUUUUGCAUGGCAAGAAAGUUGGAUGAAAGUUGGCACGCGUUGUAUUAGUAAUCUUCACGAUGAACGGGAAGUUACAGAUUCUGUUACCGAUUAGAUUAUAUUCCCAUUCCUGGAAUCCACUGCGAGUAUUUGUGAGUUUUACUGUGAUAUUUUAAAUGUAAUUCAAUGACACGAUUAUUAAUCACUUUUAUAAAAGUUAUCAAAAGUAUUAUUGUACAGUAAAUAACAUUCAAAUAGUAUAUGGUGCAGUACUAUUUUGAAUUAUUUAAUAAAUUAUUGAGAAAUGUAGUCGCAGGUGAAAACUCGGAAGAGAAUGUGAUGUAUUUUGUACAUGUUUAAAAGUUAUACAAUCUGACAUAAAACUCAGAUUGCAAGUUUUCUAACUGUUUGUGAGUUUACACUUGGAUCGAGUGGAACUAUCUUGCCACACUGACGAGAGUGGAGUUUCACUCUCAAACCUGCCCAUGUUGUGUGUAUUUCAGUAUUAUUGGGCAGUUACUUGCUGUCCUAACAUCCACACUGAGUUUCAGAAAGCGGUGAUGGCAGGGCUGUUUUAGUCAGAGUGUUGUGCCACACUGGGGAAAACAUUCCAGGGAAGCUUCAGUCGAGGGCAAAGAAACUUCCAGAUUGUUCUGAGAAUUUAAAUAUGAUUGUCAAAAAUCAGUCGACAUGAAUGUUCCCUCUCCUGCUGUUUUUGCAUGAGUUUACCGAAUUAAAGUAGGGGUGACAGAAAUGUCCUAUCAUGGUGCCAAGAAGUUUCCGCUCAUACUGCCGGCAGCUGUUUGUGUAUUUUCUAUGUAUGAGCUGAUGUGAAUCACACACACGUCGUGCCCCUGUGUUUCUACCCGAGUUCUGUGCACACAUCAUGUCUGGUUUGAGCUUUGCAGUGACAUCACGGAUCUGUAUUGACUGUUGCUUCAUCUCUUCUGUAAAGGUCCCUAAAUAGGAUAAAGCAUUAUGAAUAAAUUACUUUGUUU